UCCCCGGUUGGCGCAAUGAACCGCACGCUCUCUCCCGGCCCUCCCGUCCCUUCCCAUCAUGCAGCGCUCGCGCCUACUCCUCCGCCGAGCCGCCAUGUUGUCGGAGUGAAAUCCUGGGGCGUCAGAAAGAAGCUGGGGCCGAAAUCCGCGACCAUCCACCCUCUCCGCCGGCUGUGGUGGAAUGAGCAGUGUGUGCUGAAGAGGAAAGCAGUACUCUGGCAGGAUUCCUUCAGCCCCCACCAUAGAACUACGUGUCCCAGCAGCAUGCCCGUGGUGCUGAGCAGCGGAGGACACGCCCCUCCCGCCGGGCAGACCCCCCAGGUUGCACCUCAAAGCCAGCAGGGUGUGGCUGGUGCCGGACGUUCCCAGGAUGACGCCAUGGUGGAUUAUUUCUUCCAAAGGCAGCACGGCGAGCAACCCGGAAAACACCGCUGGCCAACCGGGGACAACAUCCACGACAGCCAGGUGCGCUCCAUGGACGAGUUGAACCACGACUUUCAGGCUCUGGCACUGGAGGGACGUGCUAUGGGAGAGCAGCUGCUCACGGGGAAGAAGUUCUGGGAGACGGAUGACUCUGGGAAGGACGGGCCGAAGGGGAUCUUUUUGGACCAGUGGAGGGACAGCGCAUGGGGGGCCUCAGACCACUCGGUGUCUCAGCCAAUCAUGGUGUCCCGCCGGCCAGGUCAGGGUUUCCACGGUGGCGGCGAGGUGGGCGUGGGCUCUGUCAUGUCGCCGCGAUCCGAGAGCGGUGGGCUCGGCGUCAGCAUGGUGGAGUACGUGCUGUCUUCCUCGCCCGCUGACAAGCUGGACUCCUGCUUGCGGAAAGGACCUUAUGGCCAGCGUGACGGCGAGGUGGUGGAUGACAAGCGAGAGAAGCCAAAGGAAAGGUUUGAGGCGGAAAAAUUAAAAGAGCUGGCGGAAGUGGAGGCCGAUGUCAUCAAUGAUGUCAUCAACCCCAACGGUCUGCCGGUGCAGAACGGCCUCGACGUUGACGUCAAAGAUUUCGGCCGUCCCACGGGUAACAUGCAGCCUCCAGGAUCGGAGGGGGACCUGCUGGGUGGUCCAGGGGGCGUCGGCGUGGAUGGGUUGACUCCCUUGGGCGGCGGCGGGGGGCCCAAACCACCUGAAGACUUUUCCGGCGUCGAACAAGGUGGUGUCGCCAUGGACCCAAUGGAGUCUGUGAUGGAGCCGCUGCAGUUCGACUACAACUCACAGAUGCCCAUGGAUUCGGCUCCUACCGUCGGACUAUUUGAUUACACCAACCAACAGCAACUCUUCCAGAGAAACAACGCUCUCGCCGUGCAGCAGCUCACAGCCGCUCAGCAACAACAAUACGCUCUGGCGGCGGCACAGCAGCCACACAUUGGUUUGGCCCCAGCCUUUGUGCCCAAUCCUUAUAUUAUCAGCGCCGCCCCGCCAGGUACGGACCCCUACGCAGCGGGGCUAGCUGCAGCGGCAACUCUUGGUCCGGCGGUGAUGCCUCCUCAGUACUACGGCGUCACACCCUGGGGCGUCUACCCCGCCAACCUAUUUCAGCAACAAGCAGCUGCCGCCAACAACUCAGCCAAUCAACAGGCCGCAGGCCAGGGCCAGCAGAACCAACAGCAGGUGAUGCGUGCAGGGGGGAACCAGCGCCCCUUGACGCCCAGUCAGGGGCAGCAAGGGCAGCAGAACGAGCAGCUGGUUGCCACGGCAGCUGUCAACUCAGCCCUGGCUUUUGGGCAGGGCCUCGCAGCAGGAGUGCCCGGUUACCCGGUCCUGGCCCCUGCAGCUUACUAUGACCAAACGGGUGCCCUGGUUGUUAACACUGGAGCUCGUAGUGGUCCCGUUCGCCUCAUGGCCCCCGCGUCUGUCAUCAUAUCGCCUUCUGCAGCACAAGCAGUCGCUGCCGCUGCAGCUUCGGCAGGUGGUGCUAAUGGGGGCCUGGGUGGCGGCGCUAAUGGACCCUUCCGAGCUAUGACGUCCCAGCAGCCCCAGCAGCAGGGAGGACCCGGCGGCGGCCCGCUGGGAGGCAGCUCUUUCUACGGCUCGUCCUCGCUCAGCUCGUCAUCGCAGAGCUCUUCGCUCUUCUCGCAGGGUUCUGGCCAGCCCGGCCCAGGCUCGGCUUCCCUGGGAUUCAGCCAGCAAGCCUCUUCGUCCCUUGGUGCUUCGCUCGGGGCCACGUUGGGAGGCUUUGGUACUGCGGUGGCCAACUCGAGUGGCGGCAGCGGAUCACGACGAGACUCUCUGACGGGCAACAGCGAGCUGUACAAGCGCACGCCCUCCAGCCUCACGCCCAUCGGCCACGGUGGCUUCUACAAUGGCACGCUGGGCUUCAGCCCCUCACCCGGCCCCGUGGGCAUGCCGCUGCCCAACCAGGGCCCGUCCCACUCGCUCACCCCGCCACCCUCGCUCUCCAACCACAGCUCCUCGUCAAACCUCAACCUUGGGGGUCUGACCAAUGGGAGUGGGCGCUUCAUCUCUGCCGCACCGGGCGCCGAAGCCAAGUACCGCAGCGCCGCCAGCUCGGGCUCGUCGCUCUUUUCUCCCAGCAGCCAGCUGUUCCCAUCGUCGCGGCUACGCUACGGCAUGUCUGACGUGAUGCCCUCGGGACGCAGCCGCCUGUUGGAAGACUUCCGCAACAACCGCUACCCUAACCUUCAGCUGCGUGACAUCGCUGGGCACAUCAUGGAGUUCAGCCAGGACCAGCAUGGCAGUAGGUUCAUUCAGUUGAAGUUGGAGCGAGCCAGUCCGGCCGAGCGCCAGCUAGUAUUCAGUGAAAUCCUGCAGGCCGCCUACCAGCUCAUGGUGGACGUUUUUGGCAACUAUGUAAUCCAGAAAUUCUUUGAGUUUGGCAGUUUGGACCAGAAGCUGGCGCUGGCCGAGCGUAUUCGCGGUCACGUCCUGUCGUUGGCCCUGCAGAUGUACGGGUGCAGAGUCAUCCAGAAAGCACUGGAGUUCAUCCCGUCCGAUCAGCAAGUCAUUAGCGAGAUGGUGCGCGAGCUGGACGGUCACGUGCUCAAGUGUGUGAAGGACCAGAACGGCAACCACGUGGUGCAGAAAUGUAUCGAGUGCGUGCAGCCGCAUGCUCUGCACUUCAUCAUAGACGCCUUCAAGGGGCAGGUAUUCGCCUUGUCCACUCACCCGUACGGCUGCCGAGUCAUCCAGCGCAUCCUGGAGCAUUGCCUGCCCGAACAGACGCUGCCCAUCCUGGAAGAGCUUCACCAGCACACGGAGCAGCUCGUGCAGGACCAGUACGGCAAUUACGUCAUCCAGCACGUGUUGGAGCACGGCCGAGCCGAAGAUAAGAGCAAGAUAGUGGCGGAGAUCAGAGGGAACGUGCUGGGACUCAGUCAGCACAAGUUUGCGAGCAAUGUGGUAGAGAAGUGCGUGACGCACGCAUCACGGGCAGAGCGAGCGGUCCUGAUCGACGAGGUGUGCAGCCUGACGGAAGGGCCCCACAGUGCCUUAUACACCAUGAUGAAGGACCAGUACGCCAACUACGUGGUACAGAAGAUGAUCGAUGUGGCCGAGCCCACCCAGCGAAAGAUCGUCAUGCACAAGAUCCGACCCCACAUCUCCACGCUUCGGAAGUACACGUACGGCAAACACAUCCUGGCCAAGCUGGAGAAGUACUACAUGAAGAACGGUGUCGACCUGGGACCCCUAUGCGGACCUCCCAACGGCAUCAUGUAAACCCCUCCACCUUGCCAAAUCAUAAGAAGGAACCCAUUCGCCCUCCCUCCCCUAACCCGGCCUGCUGAAUUCGGGUGUGUGCGUCCACUUCAUUUUUUUUUUUUUUUGGUAAUUUUUUUGGCUCCCUACCACUAUUCCAAAUGACUAAUUUAAUUUCUCAGCCAAUCGUAGACGAGUACACGCACAACCCGCGCGCGAGCUAACCAGCCUUCACGUCAUUUAGCAUGGGAGUUUUCUGGUCUUGCUUCUAUAAAUAUAACAUGUAUACUUGGUGUAGAAUCUUUGCAUAUACAGUACAUAUAAAUAUAUAUAUAUAAAUAUAUAUAUAAAAACUUUGUAGGUUUUUUCUGGUUUUUGAUGUUGACUCUGUAUCUAUAAUGUAUCCUAGUAGUGACCACGCAUACUUCUGACUGUAUACUUGUACAUUUGUAAACCCUUGUAAUGUAAAAGUGCUUUACCGCCCUUUUUUGGUAUGAUGCUAAUGAGAAAAAAAAUAGGGGGGGAAAAAAACUUUACCUGUGCAUUUCAGUGUAUAUUCUCACCAUCUUGGUUUGUGACAUGAGUUGUUGUAUAUUGUAAAUUGUAAUAUCUAAUUUUGCUUCUUUUUUUUUUCUCUCCAAAAAGCCCUUUCUAUAUCUAUACGGGGUAGUACUUGUACAAAAAAAAAAACAUUCGCACCACGCUUGGUUUUAUCUUAAUUAACUUAAAGAAAAAAAAAUCUCCCACUGACUUCAUUUGUUUUGUUUUUUUCUUUUAGAUCUUUUUAUAGGAAAGUUUCACUUUUGAUGGGAGUGAACCGUUUGUACAGAGGAGAUUUUUGUUUAGGUUUUUUUGUUUUUUUUGCAUUUCUCUAGUCCUGUAAGUGCUGUAUCAUACUGUCUAUUAUGGGUUUGUUUGUUUCUUUUUUGGGUGAGAAGCGAGGCAGCCAUUUUUGGGGGUUAUGAUUAAAAAAAAAAAGCCGCCUUGUGUAUAUUUACUACUACGAGCACACCUUGUAACCAUAUGUGUAUAGUUAACAGAAACCUGUGUAUGCUUACUUGCCUGGGCAACUAUUUUUUGUAACUCCUGUUGUAGAUUGUCUCUAAACAAUUGUGUGAUCUUUAUUUUGGAACCAAACGAGAGAAAAAGAAAAAAAAUGUUGAAAAUUUAAA
Corythoichthys intestinalis (scribbled pipefish) is the source of this 4826-nucleotide messenger RNA. RefSeq names its product pumilio RNA-binding family member 1 (gene pum1). The record is from RefSeq and is a predicted model, not a curated record. Gene Ontology annotation, molecular function: mRNA 3'-UTR binding. Gene Ontology annotation, biological process: regulation of mRNA stability; miRNA processing. Gene Ontology annotation, cellular component: cytoplasm; cytosol. The transcript has 23 exons. Bases 16 to 3675 code for a protein of 1219 amino acids. Lineage: Eukaryota; Metazoa; Chordata; Actinopteri; Syngnathiformes; Syngnathidae.